UGAUUCAUAUGAUCAUAAUCGUAAUCGAUCAUUGUAAUCCAUUUAAUCCCUCUCCGCCAAUAAGAACCAAUAGACAUUUGCAAAUAUCAGGUGAUUUUUUUUAAAUAUUGCGCACUGAUCAAUGUUUGAACUGUGAUCAGAGUCCCUUAGAGCAGAAAGUUAAAAAUAUCUAAUUAUACACCAACACUUAUCAUCACUGAUCAAUAGACUGAGUAGAUUUCGUCCGAUCUCUGAAAUACUGUAAGUGCAGUGGAUGCUGCUAGUGUGGAAAGAAAGCGUUUCUUGUUUUUGCGUGUUACGUGGUGUUCGCUGAAUUUGUCGCCAACCAUUCAGUGCUGAUUUGGUGUCCGUUUUCCCUCAAAUAAAGCGUACGAAAUAUCAGGAUCGAUAGGUACUGUGGGAGUGCUUUAUCUGAAGGUUGUAGCAAACCGUGCCUUCCUCAAUCGAACGAUUCGUUUCGCUUCGUGAUUACGAUUGAGGCGUCCUUUGGCACAUCACUUUAUCACUGAGUCAGGGUGUGACCGCUUUGGUUAUCAGGAGGUUAUGGAGAAGCCUACAUCAGCUAGGGCUAUGGAUGAGCAGGAAAUUGAAGGGGCUCGUAGCUUUUCCCUGUCGGAAAUGUUGUACGACGUUACGGCUAGCGCGGUAACAACAAGAGCUGGGCAGUUUAUAUACAAGCACGCUGAAAAUGUUCUCUGGACGGUAGAGCAAACUGCCCGUUGGUCUCUGCCACAAGCGUCUCCAACAGAAUACCAAGCUAGCGAUUAUAAAUCAGCAAAAGAUCAUGGAAGAUAUUGGGAAAAGGAGACCUCAACAUGUUCAGGUGCACCGCUUAUUAGACCAAUGCCAUGGGUGUUGUUUCUUCCAACAUUGAUAUGUUUGCGCAUGGUUCGAAGUGUUUUGUCUAUGGCAUCGCGGUCAAUUGGCCGAGGCCCUUUUCUGCCCUCGAAUAUGGUUGGUUUUAUCCAAAACAAGCGGCGAAAACUACGGGCUCUAAAGUAUCGCGGACAACGUUUGGAGCGCAAAAGCAAAAUAGAAUCAGCAACGUGGUGGAAGCGAAUCUUUCUCGGUCCGCUCAAAAUGAUCCUCUGCAUCCGACCAGUUGAUUUGAAGACAAGCUCUGAUGUUGAGCAGCACGCGGUAAUUGGUAAAAAUCGGCAUGAGAUCAAUAAUAAACGCUACACUCGUCGAGAGACAGAAAGCGAUGAAGAUGCUGCAAGUGGCAAUGAUUCGUGGGAGGAUGCCAGUUGUCAGGAGUUAUUGGAAAAGUACGCCUAUGUUGUAGAUGAUUCGAGCUUUAACGUAGACGAUAUUACUUCCAGCUCUGAUUGCACCGAUACUUCAAUGUCAGAGACAGAUCAUUCCCCUGAAAAAAGUUACAUCGAGCACCGAGAAAAAGGACAAUUGCAAAACAAUGGAAAAAAGGCGGACAAAAUCCAAGAAAAAUCAAAGGCCAAUACAAAAGAAAUGAUUAAAAAUAAUAUCAAAGAAUCGACUAUCCAUAUUAAGGAUUCUUCUUGCAGCUCAAAAAUCACCGCGGAUACAGAUUCCAUCAUUCCUUUUGCAGAAGAACAUAAGCAUGCAGGCACGGAAGGCACGGAAGAGGAAAAAUUACAAAACAGCGAAGGAUCUCCUGUACAACCCAAGAAUUCCUCUAGUACAUCAAAAAUCACGAUAGAUUCCGAGGAAGACACGCAUGCAAAAUCAAAGGAUAUCGUGUCACCGUCCAGGAUCAAUCUUGCGGCUGGUUCACCGGAAAACAACGAAAAUAAACCAAUUAAUCAAAAUGUUGGAACCAUGUCACAACAGAAUAAAGCUGCAUCAUCAUCUAACUCUAAAGUACCCUCGAAACACUCCUCUAAUGCAUCAGUGAGUGAUUUAAGGAACAAUCAGCAUCAACAAAAACCAACUAAACAACAAUCUGCACCACAGCUACAAAAUAAUACUAAAGAUCAGUCUAGUUUUAGCAAUGGCGGUAAAAAUCGAAACAAAAAGACGACAACCACAUCGAUCAUUUAAUGUAAUAUGUUGAAUUUUCUUUCAUUUAUGUUAUCGAUACAAGCAUGCUAAAAGUAAAAUGGUGGAAAAUGUUUUCUUUAUUAAUUGGUCGAAAAUUUGUAAUGUUUGUUUAAGUGUUUGUUGUUUCGAAAUAAUGCGUCGAUAUAAUUAUCAUUGCUUGAUUUAUUGAAAUCGUUUGAUAAGAUGUGGUAAAAUAUACUUAAUUUU
This is a messenger RNA of Anopheles darlingi, 2226 nucleotides long. RefSeq lists its product as uncharacterized. NCBI's taxonomy places the organism in Eukaryota, Metazoa, Arthropoda, Insecta, Diptera, Culicidae. Bases 544 to 2019 code for a protein of 491 amino acids. The record is from RefSeq and is a predicted model, not a curated record. The transcript has 7 exons.